AUGCAUGGACGCGUCAAGGUGCGAACGUCUGCAGAGCAGGCGGAGAUCAAACGCAAGGAGCGGCAGAAGCAGGCCCAGCAGUUUGCCGCUGUCAAAAACAAGAUCUUCACUCUGAGGGCGGAAGGAAGCCAUGCACCGGAGGCCAUGGACAUGACGGCCCGCUUGCUUGAGCAGAACCCGGAUGUGGCUACGCUCUUCAACUACCGCCGCGAGAUCCUCCUCCACAACAAGAAAGACAUGACGGAAGAGGAGUAUGCUGGGAAGAUUAAGGAGGAGUUGCAGCUGUCCACCACUUGUUUGAAGCGCAACCCAAAGUCGUAUUCGGCGUGGCACCAUCGGCGUUGGUGCGUGCUGCAAGUUGGUGGGGAAGAUGUCUUGCAGCAGGAGCUUGCCCUCACCACGCGCUACCUUGGCCUUGAUGAGCGCAACUUCCACUGCUGGGACUACCGCCGCUUUGUUGUUUCGCAGAUUCCACCUGAGGCGCAAGCCAAGAUUGACGAGAAGCAAUUCGCCAAGGUUGCAGCUGACGUGGACAAAGUUGUUGAGAACUUUUCAAACUACUCUGCGUGGCACUACCGCAGCAAGCUGCUGAUGGCGGAGCACAGCGUGCAGUUUGGCCUCGAACUUCCUGCCGCUGUGUGGAAGGAAGAGCUUGCGCUGGUGACGGACCCCAUUUUCAUUGAUCCCGUUGACCAGUCGAGUUGGAUCUACCUCCAAUGGCUGCUCACCCCACGACCCGCACCUGCCCGCCCGCGCGUUGUGUUCCUCCACAACCGCACACUUGUCAUUGUCUGUGAUCAGCCCGUCAAGGUGGCUGAUGCGAUCACCAUCACCAGCGGCGAUGAUGGCGGUGCGCGCGUGUGUGUGCAGUCGUCGUCGUGCGUUGGGCGGUCUGGCGCCGUGUGGACUCUCCAUCUCGCAGAGCACUGCCCCGCUGUCACCAUCACAGCAGCGGAGUGCGAUGGCAGUGAUGGGUCACAACCACCACUUGUGACAGGUGCAAUUGAGGUGCGCCAGGAUGGGCUGUGGCGGAGCGCCGCUGCUGCUGUUACUGCUCUGCCCGAGCGCGUCCAGGGCGUCGUCGACAUGCUGCUGGAGCUCUUGGCGGAUCUGACCGAGACGGACAUGCGCGCGUGUCUGCAAACGCUCGCGUAUGCGUACACGACGCACGUGCCAGAUGCCGCCGACACGAAGCGGUUGUGUCUGCAAUGGUUCACGCAGCUGCAGACGGCUGAUCCUCUCAGGCGCGGAUUCUACAGAGAAAUGUGCAGCAGGUUGAAUAUCGCUCAACAGUUGAGUGAGGCUGACGAUGACACGACGCUCUCGCUGUCCUCCCUUCAUCUCUCUUGUUUGGACGGCAUUGAGUCUGCAUGUCACGCCAAAUACGUCGAUGUCAGCGAUAAUGCUCUCACAACCCUCGCACGCCUGAGUGUGCUACCACGAGUCGAAUCAGUGAAUGCGAGCGGAAACCACAUCUCCACGCUGGAUAUGGCCUGGUUUCAAGGUCUCUCGAGUCUGCAGCGCGUGGACGUGCGCAACAACCCCAUCACCUCCGUGUGCAACGCAGCCACCGCCGCCCCGCCAUUGCCGCGUGUUGAGGUCCAUAUCGGCGGUGGUGCUGUGCAGGUGUCUGCUGAUGUCGUUGAUGCACUGAAGAGUGCGGGCUGGACCGUCAUCGUCUAG
Messenger RNA from Salpingoeca rosetta, 1683 nucleotides. RefSeq lists its product as uncharacterized. Lineage: Eukaryota; Choanoflagellata; Craspedida; Salpingoecidae. The record is from RefSeq and is a predicted model, not a curated record. Gene Ontology annotation, cellular component: cytoplasm; Rab-protein geranylgeranyltransferase complex. Gene Ontology annotation, biological process: protein geranylgeranylation. The transcript is spliced from 17 exons. Gene Ontology annotation, molecular function: Rab geranylgeranyltransferase activity. The coding region runs from base 1 to 1683 and encodes 560 amino acids.